AUGAUUGAAACAGAGGAAAAAUUGAAUCCACCCAGUCAAGAAGGUCAAAAGCAAUCAUUACCAACAAUAGUACACAUGAGAAAAUGGAUGAGUAGUGCUGACGUGAAAUGUGGUCAACGACGUGAUUCAAAACAUCAUUCAAUUAAGGACCGCAAAUUUGUUACUUCCACAGCUAAUUUUACGAACCCUAAGUCAACAAGUAAACUUGGACCAGCAAGCAGUUUCAGCGCUUCACAUUAUUCAUCAUCAUGUUUCCGAUUAAAAUCACAAGAACCAUUAUAUCUGCAUGAGAAAGGUAUCCUACAAGUUCCUGUUAAUGGGAAAAAAAUAAAACUUCCAGUGCCAGAUUCCAUGACAAACUUUGACCUUUCUCGUGAGCUUGAUGCUCCUUCAUGUCAACCGUCACUUGAUUGGGUUUACGGAUAUCGAGGCAAAGAUUGCCGUGGAAACUUGCAUGAGUUACCCACCGGUGAAAUUGUUUAUUUUACUGGGACUAUUGUGGUACUUCAUAAUAUAAAAGAAAAGUUGCAACGAUAUUAUGCAAAGCAUACCAGUGAUAUUAAGUGUAUGGCAGUUCAUCCAAACAGACUUCACGUGGCUACGGGACAAACAUCACGGCGUUUCCGAGAAAAAACACGUUUUAGUAUUCAUCGUUCUCCAAUAUCAUCGAUUACAGAAUUGAACAAUAUAUUGGAAGCUGAUCAGUACAGGGCUCACGUACGCAUUUGGGAUUCAGUAACAUUGCAAACCUUAUGCGUAAUUGGAAUGGAAGGAAAUUUUGAUCGAGGUGUUCAGUGUUGUGCGUUUAGUCGCGGUACAAAUGGUAUUUACUUGGCAGUCAUUGAUGAUUCUUACGAACAUACCCUUAGCAUUUGGGAUUGGCGCCAAGAGAAAAAACUCAUUGAAGCUAAGAGUGCUAAUGAUCAAGUUUUUGCCUGCGAGUUCCAUCCACUUUCCACAAAUAUGCUGCUAUCAUAUGGGAAGGGUCAUUGUAAUCUCUGGACUGUAAGUAAUCAAAAGGUCAUCAAAAAACCUAUCAUAUUCCAGGGUCGAAAUAAACCAAAAUUAGUACUUUGCUCACAGUUCACUGAAUAUGGUAACAUAAUAACAGGGGAUUCAAAUGGUACGUUAACCCUUUGGGACACCAGUGAAGUUGAAAUGAUUCGACAAGCACUGAAUGCUCACGUUGGUGGUGUAUGGGCGUUAUGUUCCCUUAAAAACGCACAUUUUUUAUCCGCGGGAAAAGAUGGAAGCUUAACAGAAUGGCAGACAAAUGAUUUAACAAAAUUACGUGUUCUUAGCAUGUUUUCUGUACAAGAAAGUGGCUAUAUCCGAACUAUUGUAUGUACUUCUGAUUUUCAGUUAUUGAUAGGUACCACUCGAAAUAUAAUUUGGAAUGGUACUGUAGAAAAUGGUUUUGAACCAAUUCAACAAGCUCAGGUCAGUACUUUGAUGCACAUAACUGCUCAUCCUAAAAAACCACAAUUUCUUGCUUCUUGCGCUAAUGACAAUAAACUUUGUCUCUAUGAUACAAAAUUAAAAACUGUUAUUUGGAGUUUACAAGUUGUGCAGGAUGCUAUAUGUUGUGCCGAUUUUCAUCCAGAAGGUGAUAUAUUUGUUACCGGCUUCAAUAAUGGGUCAUGGGCCGUGUAUGACUUCACGUCACAAGUGCAACUUCACGUAGUUCACGAGCAAGUAAAGAAUGUUAUUACAGUCGUGCGAUUUUCUGCAACUGGUCUUUUUUUAGCAGUUGCAACGAAAGAGAAAAACUUAUCCGUCUAUGUAUUCUAUGGAAAAUACCAUUCUUGCGUUAAGAGAGCGGAAAUUACGGAUUUAAAUUCUUCAUUGAUAACUAUAGACUGGGCUGCAAAUGACACUAUGUUGCGGGCGAACGAUGAAAAUUAUCAACAUUACAUUUGGAAUUCAAGCAAUGGUAAGCCAGUUAAAGUAGAGGAAGCGAAGGAUGUCAUAUGGGCUUCAGCAAGAUGUCAAAUUUCUUUUGAGAAUGCUUGCAUUUCUUGGGCUUUAUUAGGAUCUAUCGCAGCAAUAGAACGUAGUCCAGAUGAGCAGUAUAUUGCAGUAGCUCUCAAAAAUGGUACAUUACGCUUUUAUCAGUAUCCUACGACAACGACAUUGGCGUCAUACAGGGAAACUUAUAAUUAUAGCAUUUCAACACAAAAUGUUACUUUUGUUGGAGAUGUACUGGUUAGUGAUAGUGGCGAUGAUGGCACCAUUUAUCAAUGGAAAUUAUCUAAAACUGAUUUUUCAAAAAAGAUAUCAUAA
This is a messenger RNA of Thelazia callipaeda (thelaziosis nematode), 2283 nucleotides long. The record is from the annotation of a GenBank genome assembly. Lineage: Eukaryota; Metazoa; Nematoda; Chromadorea; Rhabditida; Thelaziidae.